This is a messenger RNA of Trichosurus vulpecula (common brushtail), 2166 nucleotides long. Its product is annotated as keratin, type II cytoskeletal 2 epidermal-like. Gene Ontology annotation, molecular function: structural constituent of skin epidermis. The transcript is spliced from 10 exons. Gene Ontology annotation, biological process: keratinization; intermediate filament organization. Lineage: Eukaryota; Metazoa; Chordata; Mammalia; Diprotodontia; Phalangeridae. Gene Ontology annotation, cellular component: keratin filament. Bases 1 to 2166 code for a protein of 721 amino acids. The record is from RefSeq and is a predicted model, not a curated record.
AUGAGCCGCCAGUUGUCUUGUAGGUCUCGUGGAGGAGGCGGAGGGGGAGGAGGAGGAGGAGGAAGCUGGAAUUUCAGGGGCCGAGGCUUCAGUGCAGGCUCUGCAGUGGUCAGUGGGAGCCGAAGAUCGGCCAGCACUUCCUCCUGCUUGAUGCGCCAUGGUGGAGGUGGUGGAGGUGCUAGCAGCCAGAGUCUUAUCGGCCUUGGAGGCAGCAGGAGCAUCUCCAUCAGUGUGGCUGGAAGGGGCAGUGGUUUUUAUGGCCGAGGUAGUGGCUUUGGUGGAGGCAGCAGCUUUGGAGGAGGCGGCUUUGGCGGUGGCGGCUUUGGCAGUGGCGGCUUUGGCGGAGCCGGUGGUUUUGGCAGAGGAGGCGGUUUUGGCGGAGGAGGCUUCGGAGGAGGUGGCUUUGGAGGAGGUGGCUUUGGAGGAGGCCGCUUUGGGCCAGGUGGUGGUUUUGGUGGCCCUGGUGGAUCUGGUGGCUUUGGUCCUGGAGGAUACCCAGGCGGUGGCAUCCAUGAAGUUUCUAUCAACCAAAGCCUCCUGGAGCCUCUCAAUGUAAAAAUUGACCCAGAGUUCCAGAAUAUCAAAUCAGAGGAACGGGAACAGAUCAAGAAACUCAACAACAAAUUUGCUACCUUCAUCGACAAGGUACGUUUCCUGGAGCAGCAGAACCAGGUGUUGACAACCAAAUGGGAGAUGCUCCAACAAAUCGACGUCCGUACCCGCUCACCGAACUUAGAGCCCUUAUUUGAGAUGUACAUCAGCAGCUUGAAGCAGAGGGUAGACGCUCUCACGGCAGAGAAAACAAAGCAAGAUUCAGAACUGAACAACAUGCAGGAUCUUGUUGAGGAUUUUAGGAAAAAGUAUGAGGAAGAGAUCAACAAACGUACUUCCUGUGAGAAUGACUUUGUGACAAUCAAGAAGGAUGUGGACAGUGCCUACAUGAAAAAGGUAGACCUGGAGACCCAGGUGAAUGAGUUGAGAGAAGAAGUUGACUUCCUGCGGGUCUUAUAUGAAACGGAGCUGUCUCAGAUGCAACAAUCUGUUACUGAUACCAAUGUGAUCCUGUCCAUGGACAACAACCGCAGCCUGGACCUGGAAAGCAUCAUCAAGGAUGUCCAAUCCCAGUAUGAAGAGAUUGCAAAGAGGAGCAAGACAGAGGCUGAGGCCCUUUAUCACAGCAAAUAUGAGGAGCUCCAAAUCACUGCAGGCAAACAUGGAGAGAGCCUGAAGGAAGUCAAGAUGGAGAUCAGUGAGCUGAAUCGCAUGAUCCAGAGACUUCAGGGAGAAAUUGCCCAUGUGAAAAAGCAGUGUAGUGCCAUUCAAGACUCCAUCAGUGAUGCAGAGCAACGGGGGGAACAUGCUCUCAAAGAUGCCAAGCACAAGAUGGAAGAGCUGGAGGAAGCUCUCCAGCAGACCAAGGAGGAGCUGGUCCGCCUGCUGCGGGACUACCAGGAGCUGAUGAAUGUUAAAAUAGCCCUGGACUUGGAGAUUACCACAUACAAGAAGCUGCUGGAGGGAGAGGAGGAUAGAAUCUCUGGAGAAGUUCCCAGCAAUGUGUCUAUAUCUAUAAGUAGCAGCACUAUCUCAUCCAGUGUGGCAUCCAAGGCUGGCUUCACAGGUUCUGGAGGAGGAGGAGGAGGACAUGGUUCUGGAGGCAGGGGAUCCAGUUUUGGAGGAGGCUAUGGCUCUGGAGGCAGGGGAUCUGGGUCUGGAGGAGGAGGAGGAGGCUAUGGCUCUGGAGGCAGGGGAUCUGGGUCUGGAGGCAGUAGCUAUGGCUCUGGAGGAGGAGGCUCUGGCUCUGGAGGCAGGGGAUCUGGGUCUGGAGGAGGAGGAGGAGGAUAUGGCUCUGGAGGCAGGGGAUCUGGGUCUGGAGGCAGUGGCUAUGGCUCUGGAGGCAGGGGAUCUGGGUCUGGAGGAGGAGGAGGAGGAGGAUAUGGCUCUGGAGGCAGGGGAUCUGGGUCUGGAGGAGGAGGAGGUGGCAGCUAUGGCUCUGGAGGAGGCAGUUCUGGCAGUAGAGGAGGAGGGGGCAGCUAUGGCUCUGGAGGUCGAGGUUCCAGUUCUGGGGGUCAAGGUUCGGGCUCAGGAGGUGGAGGAUGUGGCUCCACAGAAGGGUCUGGAGGAGGCCCAAGAGAAGAGUACUCAAGUGUGUUAUUCUCAGACAGAUAA